This is a messenger RNA of Topomyia yanbarensis, 972 nucleotides long. RefSeq lists its product as uncharacterized. The annotation marks the transcript as partial. Lineage: Eukaryota; Metazoa; Arthropoda; Insecta; Diptera; Culicidae. The record is from RefSeq and is a predicted model, not a curated record. The transcript has 2 exons.
UCGCUCGCUUGUUACAACUUUGUCGGUUGCAAUAAGAGGAAAGAAGAACAACUACUAUAAGAUUUCCAUGGAUGAGUGACAGAGACCGCCGUUGUAGCUUCCAUCUGUACGCGCGCGUGCAGCGAUAGUGCUCUUCAAUCGAACACGGUAUUGAAUGAAAAGACAAGAGAGAAGUGUUUCGCAAUCACCGGAUUCCGUCCGUCAGUCGGGGUGACCUACCAAACAUCGCGAAGUGUGUGAAUCCGAAAGUUGUAGAAGCGCGAGUGAAGUUUUCGUUUUACCCAUCGUGUGUGCGGUUCGUCGGUUGGAGUAAAGUGGAGUGGAAUUUCUGCCCGAACGGCCCGAACUUGUGUGUGGUCAAAUAGAGGAAAACCUGAUCCGAAGAAGAGCAUACAACACAUCGCAGGAGGUAUGCAGCGUACUCUCCCGAGUACUCUCUCGCUCUCCCGCAAUACGCUGGUCGGACUGGCAAGAGAUCUCGCAAAGUCUGGUGAUAAUCUGGUGGUGGUUAAGCGCCUCCGAAUCUUCAAGAUCCUCAGCGUUUCGGGGGUUUCUAGCGUAAUGCUGCCGACCGAUCGGCUCACAAUUCUUUUGACUAUGGCGUGUUUAAGUUCGUCGAAUCGGGUCUGCGCCCGCGUCGUGCAGGAAAAACUGUGUCAGUUUGUUGUUGGCAAAAAUCAGCUAGUGGCCACCACCACCACUACCUCUACCGCUGCUGGUAACAGUGGCUCCGGUUCCGGAACUGGUGCUGGAUCCGGUAAUGGCAGCAAGGGUGGCGGCAGUGUAUCGGUCGUGAAUAGUGUCGCGAAGAGAACCCCGGUCUUCUCCGGUGCCGUUUACCCGUUGUUUACAUCCGGUGUUGGUGCUAUCGGUGUGGAAGCUUUCAAAUACGGACCGUGCGGAAUUGGUGUUGGCAGUGUGCGCAAUUUUUACAGCUCAUCUUUGGUACGCAAUCUCUUCAAGAAGAAUCAG